GAGGGAACUGCUGGUUCCUACUGACUCACCACCAACACUAUUCCAUCAACAUGAAGCCAUUGUCACACCAUAGCAGCAGUGACACAGACAACCAUUAACAACAGAACAUUGGGACCAAGUCACAGUUUAUACAACAAAGGAUUUUACACAAUGAAGGUUUAAUUUUACAAACCACCUUUUUCCUGGACACUGUGUUAAUAUCAAGUUCAGAAAUGUUGCUAUUUCUCUGUGUUUUACUGACUUUCUUCCACUGUUAUCUAAGUGAAGAUAUCACAUACCAUGUUGAAGAAGAGAAUAGUCCCUACACCUAUGUAGGGGACAUUGCUACUGACUUACAGAAAUCAGACAGCUCCUUCUUAAAGAAUAAGGAUUUAAUUACAUUUAGUCAACUGCAACAAAAGGGAGAACAGUUGUUCAAUGUGACGAGAACAGGUAAACUGUACACUGUUGAGACAUUGGAUGCUGAGUCUGUGUGUAGUUAUGAGAAAGAAUGUUUUGAAAUCGUUAAAGUUGCUGUUCACAAAUCCAAGACAUUUAUGAAGAUCUUAAAGAUUAAAGUCAUAAUAGAAGACAUCAAUGACCACCAACCUGAGUUUACUCAGAAAGAAAUUACUCUACAUUUUAGGGAAGGAGAUGGUAAAGGUAUGAAGAAACCCAUACCUAAUGCUAUUGACAAAGAUAUGAGUCCAGAAAACAACUUAAUUACUUAUGAAUUAAAAAAAGAUAAUGGACAUUUUUCUUUAUCAGUUUCUAAACAAACUGAUGAAAUAUCAACGUUAAGAAUUAUUUUAGAAGAGAAAUUAGACAGAGAAAAGAAGGACAAUUAUGAUAUUGAAGUCAUUGCUAAAGAUGGAGGAAACCCACCAAAACAAUCUGUUUUAAAUGUGAAAAUAUCUGUGGAAGAUGAAAAUGAUAAUGCACCACAAUUUUCUCAAAGUAUCUACAAUGUCUCUAUUGAACAUAAACAUAAAAAGAAUAUUCCAGUAGUCACAUUAUUAGCCAAUGAUUUAGAUAUUGGCAGGAAUGGUAAAAUAUCAUAUUACUUUGCCAGGAAAACUACUGAGAAAGUGAAGAGACAUUUUAAUUUAGAUGAAAAUACUGGGAAAUUAUAUUUAGCUACAUCUUCAGAAAUUGAUAAAGAAGAGUCUUUUAAAAUAUACAUUGAAGCCAGAGAUGAUGGCACACCUCCUCUGAGUUCCAUAGCAACGGUUAUAGUAAAUGUCAUCAACCAACACAACAAUCCCCCAAAUAUUGAUGUGAAUUUUAUUUCUACACAGAAUCACAACACAGCUACCAUUCUGGAAGACAUCAAAGUUGGUAGUUUCAUUGCUUAUGUGAUGGUCACUGACAACGAUGUUGGACACAAUGGACAGGUGAACUGUCAUAUCAAAGACGACACAUUCAAACUACAGUCAAUGGGAUCGAAGGAAUAUAAAAUAGUUCUAAAGAAAGCAGUAGACAGAGAGACACAGGAACAUUAUCACUUUACUGUGUCGUGUGAAGAUAAAGGAUUACCUGCUCUGAAAACUGAUAAAGAUCUGUCAAUCCAAGUGUUGGAUGUGAAUGAUGUAGAACCACACUUUACGAAAGACACAUUCAAGUUCCUUACCUAUGAGAAUGACAAAGCUAAUUUCCCUAUUGGCUUUAUCAAUGCUACAGACCCAGAUAUUGGUAAGGGAGGUGAAUUGUCUUAUUCUCUGAGAAAUAAACAGCAAUAUCGUCUGCCAUUCCAGAUUAUCAACUCUGGCUUUAUUUCAACAAACCAGUCUUUAGACAGAGAACACAGAGAUUUCUAUGAGUUUGAGGUUUUUGUGAAAGACAAUGGAAGCCCAUCUCUGAAUAACACAGUGAAUGUUGAAGUGGAAGUAUUGGAUAGAAAUGAUAAUGCUCCAUAUUUUACAUUUCCUAGUGUUGACCCUUUCACUCUUAAUGUCCACUAUCAUCCGCAAAGUAAGAACGACAUCACAGUUCUGAAAGCAUCUGAUAUAGACAGUCACAUGAAUGCUUUUCUCAGGUAUGAAAUCGUUUCAGGUAACGAGAGACAGUUAUUUAAACUGGAUUCGUUCACUGGUGUGUUAUCUUACUCUCGCACAGUUUACCAAAAUGAUGCUGGAUCAUAUGAGCUUGAGUUUGUUGUGAAAGACAGUGGUACUCCAGUUCUGUCAGCAACAACUAGUGUGUCUUUGACACUGACUGUUAGUAACAAGACGUCACCAAUGUUCACAGCUGUGCACCUACCAAGUGAUAACACAAUAGAUGCGACAUUGUUGAUUAUCAUUGUAGUAGCAGCUGUGAUAGUAUCUAUAGCUAUUGUGGUUUCUAUAACCCUGUGUAUUGUGAGAUGUAACAAUGUGAGAAAUAGCUCAUCUGAAAGAACAGCAGAAGAGAAACAGGCAUACCAAUGCCGCAAUGAGAUGAGACAGUUGAUCUAUCAAGGUAACAACAGUGUACCUGUGAUGUCAGGUAAUCGAGGAGAGAUGUCAGACAGAUAUGGUCAUUCGAGGAGCCAUUACUAUCCUGAAGACUGGAAGACAGCAACGAUGAACAGAACACUUCAGAAGUCUACAAAGCAGAAAUACAGUCAACCAAUAGAGGUGACAUCUUAUGGAGACAACAGACCAUCUUCUCACUAUCCCACUGACACACUGGCCAGUCGUAAGAGCAGUGGACAGUGCUGGAGUGAGCGGUCAAGUAGACAGUAUGAAGAAAUACCAGCAAUGUCAGGAAUCUAUGGUGGUGCCCCACCCGAUGUAUCAAGCACCAGUGAGAGAGACCAUUACCAAGACAGAUAUGUGAAACCUCCAGAGAGACAGUUACCUUCAACACCAGAUGUUGUUGCCAAUCAACAAUUUAAUAUCAACACUUUAAUACCAUCAAAAGCAGAGAUGUUGUUACACCUGUGUGUUUUGCUGACUUUCUUCCACUGUUCCCUAAGUGAAGAUAUCACAUUCCAUGUUAAAGAGGAGAAUAUUCCUCAUACGUAUGUAGGGGACAUUGCUACUGACUUACAGAAAUCAGACAGCUCCUUCUUAAAGAAUAAGGAUUUGAUUACAUUUAGUCAACUACAACAAAAGGGAGAACAGUUGUUCAAUGUGACGAGAACAGGUAAACUGUACACUGUUGAGACAUUGGAUGCUGAGUCUGUGUGUAGUUAUGAGAAAGAAUGUUUUGAAAUCGUUAAAGUAGCUGUUCACAAAUCCAAGACAUUUAUGAAGAUCUUAAAGAUUAAAGUCAUAAUAGAAGACUUCAAUGACCACCAACCUGAGUUUCCUCAGAAAGAAAUUACUUUGCAGUUUGGUGAAGGUGAUGGUAAAGGUAUGAAGAAAACUAUCCCAGGAGCUAUUGACAAAGAUAUUGGAUACCAGAACAGCUUAAUUACAUAUGAACUAAGAAAUGAUGAUAAAUAUUUUUCCUUAUCAGUCUCCAAAGAAGCUGAUGCAAGGGAUGAAGGCAACCCUCCUCUCAGUUCCAUUGCAACUGUUAUGGUAAAUGUCAUCAAUGAACACAACAAUCCCCCAAAUAUUGAUGUGAAUUUUAUUUCUACACAGAAUCACAACACAGCUACCAUUCUGGAAGACAUCAAAGUUGGUAGUUUCAUUGCUUAUGUGAUGGUCACUGACAAUGAUGUUGGACACAAUGGACAGGUGAACUGUCAUAUCAAAGACGACACAUUCAAACUACAGUCAAUGGGAUCGAAGGAAUAUAAAAUAGUUCUAAAGAAAGCAGUAGACAGAGAGACACAGGAACAUUAUCACUUUACUGUGUCGUGUGAAGAUAAAGGAUUACCUGCUCUGAAAACUGAUAAAGAUCUGUCAAUCCAAGUGUUGGAUGUGAAUGAUGUAGAACCACACUUUACGAAAGACACAUUCAAGUUCCUUACCUAUGAGAAUGACAAAGCUAAUUUCCCUAUUGGCUUUAUCAAUGCUACAGACCCAGAUAUUGGUAAGGGAGGUGAAUUGUCUUAUUCUCUGAGAAAUAAACAGCAAUAUCGUCUGCCAUUCCAGAUUAUCAACUCUGGCUUUAUUUCAACAAAUCAGUCUUUAGACAGAGAACACAGAGAUUUCUAUGAGUUUGAGGUUUUUGUGAAAGACAAUGGAAGCCCAUCUCUGAAUAACACAGUGAAUGUUGAAGUGGAAGUAUUGGAUAGAAAUGAUAAUGCUCCAUAUUUUACAUUUCCUAGUGUUGACCAUUUCACUCUUAAUGUUCACUAUCAUCCGCAAAGUAAGAACGACAUCACAGUUCUGAAAGCAUCUGAUAUAGACAGUCACAUGAAUGCUUUUCUCAGGUAUGAAAUCGUUUCAGGUAACGAGAGACAGUUAUUUAAACUGGACUCGUUCACUGGUGUGUUAUCUUACUCUCGCACAGUUUACCAAAAUGAUGCCGGAUCAUAUGAGCUUGAGUUUGUUGUGAAAGACAGUGGUACUCCAGUUCUGUCAGCAACAACUAGUGUGUCUUUGACACUGACUGUUAGUAACAAGACGUCACCAAUGUUCACAGCUGUGCACCUACCAAGUGAUAACACAAUAGAUGCGACAUUGUUGAUUAUCAUUGUAGUAGCAGCUGUGAUAGUAUCUAUAGCUAUUGUGGUUUCUAUAACCCUGUGUAUUGUGAGAUGUAACAAUGUGAGAAAUAGCUCAUCUGAAAGAACAGCAGAAGAGAAACAGGCAUACCAAUGUCGCAAUGAGAUGAGACAGUUGAUCUAUCAAGGUAACAACAGUGUACCUGUGAUGUCAGGUAAUCGAGGAGAGAUGUCAGACAGAUAUGGUCAUUCGAGGAGCCAUUACUAUCCUGAAGACUGGAAGACAUCAACAAUGAGCAGAUCACUUCAAAAGUCUACAAAGAAAUACAGCCAACCCAUUGAAGUAACAUCUUAUGGAGACAACAGACCGUCUUCUCACUAUCCCACUGACACAUUGAACAGUCGUAAGAGCAGUGGACAGUGCUGGAGUGAGCGGUCAAGUAGACAGUAUGAAGAAAUACCAGCAAUGUCAGGAAUCUAUGGUGGUGCCCCACCCGAUGUAUCAAGCACCAGUGAGAGAGACCAUUACCAAGACAGAUAUGUGAAACCUCCAGAGAGACAGUUACCUUCAACACCAGAUGUUGUUGCCAGCGAUUCCCCUGGUAAAAUAGAGUUUGAUCCAAAAAAUAAAAAUAAAACAAUCAGACAUAGUUUACCAAACUGCAUUAAUAUUUUAACGUUUGUUUCAGAUUUGGUAUUAGAAGCCAUCUUAACAAUGUCUACUAUAUUAACAUCAGGACCAGAGAUGUUGUUACACCUGUGUGUUUUACUGACUUUCUUCCACUGUUCCCGAAGUGAAGACAUCACAUACCAUGUUAAAGAAGAGAAUAGUCCCUACACCUAUGUAGGGGACAUUGCCGCUGACUUACAGAAAUCAGACAGCUCCUUCUUAAAGAAUAAGGAUUUAAUUACAUUUAGUCAACUGCAACAAAAGGGAGAACAAUUGUUCAAUGUGACGAGAACAGGUAAACUGUACACUGUUGAGACAUUGGAUGCUGAGUCUGUGUGUAGUUAUGAGAAAGAAUGUUUUGAAAUCGUUAAAGUUGCUGUUCACAAAUCGAAGACAUUUAUGAAGAUCUUAAAGAUUAAAGUCAUAAUAGAAGACAUCAAUGACCACCAACCUGAGUUUCCAACUGAAGAGGUCAGCAUUCAGUUUUCUGAAACAGAUGGUAAAGGCACGAAAAGAUCAAUAGAAAAUGCUAUUGAUAAAGAUGUUGGAUAUCAGAACAGUUUAAUUAAUUACGAAUUAAAAAACAAUAAAAACCAUUUCUCUUUAUUAGUUUCCAAAAGAGCAGAUGGAAUAUCAACAUUAGGAAUAAUUUUACAAGAUAAAUUAGACAGAGAAACGAAAGACAGCUACAAUAUUGAAGUCAUUGCUAAAGAUGGGGGAACUCCACCAAAACAAUCUGUUUUAAAUGUUAAAAUAUCUGUAGAAGAUGAAAAUGAUAAUGCACCACAAUUUUCCCAAAGUAUCUACAAUGUCUCUAUUGAACAUAAACAUAAGAAGAACAUUCCAGUAGUCACAGUAUCUGCCAGUGAUUUAGACAUUGGCAGGAAUGGUAAAAUAUCUUUCUAUUUCAGUCAGAAAACUGAUGUGAAGAUGAGAAAAUAUUUUCACCUGAAUGAAAAUACAGGAAUGUUAUAUUUAGCUAAAUCGAUAGAAUUUGGAAAAGAAGAGAAUUUUAAAUUAUAUGUGGAAGCCAGGGAUAAUGGUAUUUCCCCUCUCAGUUCUCUGGCAAUCAUUCAAAUAAAUGUCAUCAAUGAACACAACAAUCCUCCAAAUAUUGAUGUGAACUUUAUUUCUACACAGAAUCACAACACAGCUACCAUUCUGGAAGACAUCAAAGUUGGUAGUUUCAUUGCUUAUGUGAUGGUCACUGACAAUGAUGUUGGACACAAUGGACAGGUGAACUGUCAUAUCAAAGACGACACAUUCAAACUACAGUCAAUGGAAUCGAAGGAAUAUAAAAUAGUUCUAAAGAAAGCAGUAGACAGAGAGACACAGGAACAUUAUCACUUUACUGUGUCGUGUGAAGAUAAAGGAUUACCUGCUCUGAAAACUGAUAAAGAUCUGUCAAUCCAAGUGUUGGAUGUGAAUGAUGUAGAACCACACUUUACGAAAGACACAUUCAAGUUCCUUACCUAUGAGAAUGACAAAGCUAAUUUCCCUAUUGGCUUUAUCAAUGCUACAGACCCAGAUAUUGGUAAGGGAGGUGAAUUGUCUUAUUCUCUGAGAAAUAAACAGCAAUAUCGUCUGCCAUUCCAGAUUAUCAACUCUGGCUUUAUUUCAACAAACCAGUCUUUAGACAGAGAACACAGAGAUUUCUAUGAGUUUGAGGUUUUUGUGAAAGACAAUGGAAGCCCAUCUCUGAAUAACACAGUGAAUGUUGAAGUGGAAGUAUUGGAUAGAAAUGAUAAUGCUCCAUAUUUUACAUUUCCUAGUGUUGACCCUUUCACUCUUAAUGUCCACUAUCAUCCACAAAGUAAGAACGACAUCACAGUUCUGAAAGCAUCUGAUAUAGACAGUCACAUGAAUGCUUUUCUCAGGUAUGAAAUCGUUUCAGGUAACGAGAGACAGUUAUUUAAACUGGACUCUUUCACUGGUGUGUUAUCUUACUCUCGCACAGUUUACCAAAAUGAUGCCGGAUCAUAUGAGCUUGAGUUUGUUGUGAAAGACAGUGGUACUCCAGUUCUGUCGGCAACAACUAGUGUGUCUUUGACACUGACUGUUAGUAACAAGACGUCACCAAUGUUCACAGCUGUGCACCUACCAAGUGAUAACACAAUAGAUGCUACAUUGUUGAUUAUCAUUGUAGUAGCAGCUGUGAUAGUAUCUAUAGCUAUUGUGGUUUCUAUAACCCUGUGUAUUGUGAGAUGUAACAAUGUGAGAAAUAGCUCAUCUGAAAGAACAGCAGAAGAGAAACAGGCAUACCAAUGUCGCAAUGAGAUGAGACAGUUGAUCUAUCAAGGUAACAAUAGUGUACCUGUGAUGUCAGGUAAUCGAGGAGAGAUGUCGGACAGAUAUGGUCAUUCGAGGAGCCAUUACUAUCCUGAAGACUGGAAGACAUCAACAAUGAGCAGAUCACUUCAAAAGUCUACAAAGCAAAAAUACAGUCAACCCAUUGAGGUGACAUCUUAUGGAGACAACAGACCAUCUUCUCACUAUCCCACUGACACAUUGACCAGUCGUAAGAGCAGUGGACAGUGCUGGAGUGAGCGGUCAAGCAGACAGUAUGAAGAAAUACCAGCAAUGUCAGGAAUCUAUGGUGGUGCCCCACCCGAUGUAUCAAGCACCAGUGAGAGAGACCAUUACCAAGACAGAUAUGUGAAACCUCCAGAGAGACAGUUACCUUCAACACCAGAUGUUGUUGCCAGUUAAGUUAACACAACAGAAAUAAUAUCACCUUCAACAUUCACACAACAUUUAAAACAGCAGAAAUAUAUUAGUUACAUCAUGAUAUUGCUUUCAUAUGACUGAAUUCCUUUCUAUGCAUUUCAAACUUUACAUGUUAUAAAUAAAUCUUUGGAAGGUUUUUACAGAU
Messenger RNA from Octopus sinensis (East Asian common octopus), 8061 nucleotides. RefSeq names its product protein dachsous-like. Gene Ontology annotation, cellular component: plasma membrane. The transcript is spliced from 13 exons. Gene Ontology annotation, molecular function: calcium ion binding. Gene Ontology annotation, biological process: homophilic cell-cell adhesion. NCBI's taxonomy places the organism in Eukaryota, Metazoa, Mollusca, Cephalopoda, Octopoda, Octopodidae. Bases 213 to 7898 code for a protein of 2561 amino acids. The record is from RefSeq and is a predicted model, not a curated record.